Helobdella robusta is the source of this 4041-nucleotide messenger RNA. RefSeq lists its product as hypothetical. Lineage: Eukaryota; Metazoa; Annelida; Clitellata; Rhynchobdellida; Glossiphoniidae. Gene Ontology annotation, cellular component: membrane. The record is from RefSeq and is a predicted model, not a curated record. Gene Ontology annotation, molecular function: ABC-type transporter activity; ATP hydrolysis activity; ATP binding. The transcript is spliced from 21 exons. Gene Ontology annotation, biological process: transmembrane transport. The coding region runs from base 535 to 3342 and encodes 935 amino acids.
UAGCCCAUGCAUUACUAUUAUCGGAUGCUUAAAAGUCUGAGUACGUUGUAAAAAAAUUGUAAUUUUCAGUUGAAUUAUUAAAAUUUUUAAGAUUCAAUAACUUUUACUUCGUGAUUCCAGAUAAUUUCUGAAAAUAUUCUGUUUUGUUUGAUUGUAGAGUUUAAUAAUUUGCAAAAACGCUAUUAUUAGAGACAAUAUGAUAGAACCAACCAUCUUGUAAUGCUUAAUCUUUUAAUUUUAUUCCUGUGGAGAGAAAUAACUCUUUCAGAUAUUUCGAAAAAUUGUUAAAUUAUUCGGUUACAUAAUCUUCUACCUAAACUAACUUGAUAACCAUUGUGUUUUAAUUAGGCCUUUGUCAUUAUUUCUGUCUUCAAUUUGACAAAAUCCAAAUUGGCUCUCAUACCAUACAUUAUUCGACUAUGGUCUGACACCAAAAUCAGUCUUGCUAGGGCCGAGGUUUAUGUGAAUAUUAUUUCUAUAACUAAAACAUGUUUUAGAAACUUUUAUAUAUUACAUGAUCAGUCUUUUUUAGCCAUGAAAGAAAUGGAAAGAAUGAAAAUUUUGGAGACGAAAAAUCCAAAUAAUGCUAUCGAAAUUGAAAACGCAUCAUUUGGGUGGCUGAUAAUCGAUGCAGAUUAUUUUCGGGACAGCAUUUUUGACAUACUCGCUCACAGGAAAAGUGUUAAGAAUUCAGAAUGGUCCAGAACGACGUUUUCAUUAUCUGCUCUUCCGGAAAAUCGUACAUACGAGUCGGAAAAGUAUAACUGUGUUCUUCGGAAUAUCAACAUUAACAUAUCCAAGGGAAAGCUUGUGGCAGUCAUUGGAACGAUAGGCAGCGGAAAAAGUUCCCUCCUCUAUGCACUUAUUGGACAGCUAAAGUUACUUUCCGGAAGUAUGGCGAUUCAUGGUACAAUAGGCUAUGUUGGACAAGAACCUUGGAUUAUUAAUGACACUUUUAAAGAAAAUAUUCUCUUUGGAAAUAUAUAUAAUGAGAAAAAAUACAACGAAGUCAUCGAUCAAUGCUGCCUUCAGAUGGAUUUAUUAGCAUUGCCCAUGAAACAAGACACAGUUUUAGGUGAACGAGGAGCAAUUUUAAGCGGAGGGCAGCGUCAGAGAAUUGGUUUGGCUCGAGCUGUUUAUAGCAACCCCGACGUUCUCCUGCUUGACGAUCCACUAUCAGCUGUUGACUUGCUCGUCAGUCAGACAUUAUUCGAUAACAUUUUUAAGCAAGCUGUACUAAGAGGAAAAACGAUAAUUUUUAACACCAAUCAACUUCAGUUAGUGUCGAGAUGUGAUGAGAUAAUUUACAUGAAGCACGGACGCAUUGUUGAGAUGGGCAAUCAUGAAGUUAUGAUGGAGUCCAAUGGCGAAUAUGCACAGUUAAUCAACACUUUCUAUAGAAUGGCUGAAUUUUCUGCCAGUUUGCCUGAUUCAGAAGAUUUUCAAUCAUCCUUAAAUGAAGACCCUGACAGCAAUGAUAUUCUGAAGAGGAGCUGGAGUUUUGACAUCGAAGACGAGUACCAACAUACUUUUAAAAGUUCAACUUAUUGCGCCUACAUCAAAGCCGCAGGAGGAGUUUGCGUGGCAAUAUUUAUAUUCAUCAGUUUUUUAAUUCCAAAUGUUUCAUUCUUCAUUAAUGAUUAUUGGCUCUCCCUCUACUUGACACCUGGCUUCUAUGCUUCAAAUUCAUCGAAGUCUAAUUCGUACCGAAGCAAAUUAUGCGAGUAUCUAGAGCCCACAAAAUUUAUGUAUAUUUACAUAGGUAUUGCCAUUUUCAGUGUCAUUUCCCUCAUUUUUCGCGGGUGGCUGUUUGUGAAGGUAACACUGAGAGCGGCCACGAAACUUCAUGACGGCGUGAUGGAUAAGCUGAUGAGAGCACCAAUGUCCUUCUUUGAUGUCACUCCUGUUGGCAGACUCAUAAGUAGCUUUUCUUCAGGCUUGGAUGGAAUUGAUGUAAGGUUGCCCAUGCAGUUGGAGGAAGUAAUUCAGAAUGCAUGUUCUGUAAUGAUGUGCAUCGCUUCAGUUGUCAUAACAUUUCCAUCCUUCCUAGCAGUAGUAGCAUUUCUCGUAAUCGUUUUUUAUUUUGUUCAAAAAAUGUCUCGCCUGGUGACGCGACAGUUGAAACGGUUGGAAAGUUCGACGAAAUCUCCCCUCUACAUGCACGUCUUGUCGACUAUACAUGGUUUGGAAACCAUUCAAGCAUUUAAAAAAACUAAAAUGUUUGAUGAAAAAUUUGAAAAACUGGUAAACAGUCACAUAUCUGCAGUUUUAAUGAACUCGUCUUUCAUCAGAUGGAUGACUCUGAGAUUAGAUAUCUUAGCAACGUUUUCUACAAGCAUGGUUGCUCUUUUAAUAGUUCUGUCGAAGAACAACGUUUCUACAGCUAUGGCAGGUCUCGCCAUAUCUUACUCGGCGCAGAUGAGCACAUUUUUCCAGCACACCGUACGGCUGAUUACUGAGGCUGAAAGUAAAUUCAUAUCAGUUGAAAGACUUCUUAGUUGGGCAAAAAAUACUCCCCAAGAGGCGCCUCUCAUAAUAACAUCUCGCAGACCUCCAGAUGGUUGGCCGAGUGAUGGAAGAAUUGUCUUUUCCAAUUAUUAUUUGAGUUAUCAAAAAAACUCCACUCAUGUUUUGAAGAACGUCAAUUUUACUAUUAAUCCAAAGGAAAAAGUUGGCAUUAUCGGUAGAACAGGAUCAGGGAAGUCUUCGAUAGUGGCUUCCAUUUUUCGAAUAUUUGAAAAAACAAGAGGAUCUAUAUUGAUUGACGACAUAGAUAUUUCCGAGAUAGGGUUAUACGAUCUGCGAAGUCGAUUAGCCAUAGUACCCCAAGAACCCGUGCUGUUCAGUGGAACUUUAAGAUAUAAUCUUGAUCCUUUUAAAAAGUAUACAAAUAAUGAACUUUGGUCGGCACUUGAAAAAUGUCGAAUUAAACAAAAGAUUUCUCAUCUGAAUGGUCAGCUAGACACAAAAAUCAUUGAACAUGGAGCUUACUUUUCUCUGGGUGAAAAACAGUUAAUAUGCCUAGCAAGAACCCUACUUCUACAAAGCAAUAUUUUAAUUAUGGACGAGGCAACGUCAGCUAUUGAUCCUGAAACUGAAGAUCUAAUUGACACCGUAACACAACUGUAUUUUUCCUCGAAAACAGUUCUGACAAUCGCUCACAAAACUAAAACUGUCAUGAAAUGUGAUCGGAUAAUGGUAAUCGACAAUGGACAGGAACCAAAUUUGACCCCGGUAUCCAGACCAACAAAAAAACUAAGAGACCCAGGUGCAACACACAUCCAAUUCCUACGAUGGCUUCUCGAGCGAUGUGUCGAGCCACCACUCCAAUGCCGAUGCUGAAUAUUGAGUUGGUCAUGCCCAACGUGAUCAUGUUGUAUCCGAUGUACUGGACGCCAACUGUGCAGCAUAUGAAGGACUGUUGUAAUUGUGGAAUGUUUUGAAACAUUUUUUGAGAAAAAUGUUGGCACACAGUGGCGGAUCUAGACAACUUUGCCGGGGUUCACAAAAGUUUUUCAAAAAAUAUUUGAGACUGGGGGAAAAUUUAAAAAAAAAUGUUUAUGACCAGGGGGUGAAAAUGAUUUUCGACAAAAAGUUGAUGACUGGGGGGAUUUUUUUAUACAACUUCUUCCGCAAAUUUUCCAAUUGUUCAGUUGUUCAGCGGGGAACAACAUUUCUACGGGAGGGGCAACUUUUUUGGUAAUGUCAAUUUUUUCUUCAAAAACACUACUUUUUUUCUUUAAAACAACCACUUUUACCAAUUUUUUACAUAAAUAACGCUCACAACGCCAGUGUCCCCGCCCUCCCCACCUUAGACCCGCCACUGUCGGCACAUCAUUAAUGCAUAAAUAUAUCACUAUAUUUGUUUUAUUUUGUCUUAACUAAAUCUAAAUCUGGAAACAUUAACCACCCCUCUGAUAUUCAAAACAAUUAGCUACCGUUCCACGAUAUUAUUUUUUAUGAUAUUAAUAUAAACUCUGUCGUAGUUGCAGCUUGUUGCAAAACUUACACCGAAUAAAAGUAACGUAAGAAAGCAAAAAA